GGUGCUCUGUGAACUGGGGCUUCCUCCUCCUUCUCCUUCAGUGAGCGAAUGAAAACGGACAAGGACUCGAAGGAGCAGAGCAUCCUUCACUGUCAGAUCCUUCUCAAUCGAAAGCCUUAGCAAGGUGCACAAAGCCGGCUCAAGUGCAUUGCAAAUGCUCCCGCUUUGAAGUUUUGAGUUGUUCAGGGUGAAUUUCAUGCCUGGGAGGCUUCUUUGAGCUACACCUGGAUGUUUGAUCAAAGAUACCCAAUCUAGCUACAUACGGGCAGUACCACCAUUAAACGGGCAGUACAACCAGCUUGUAAGCGUACCGUAUCUGAAACUCAAUAUGCUCACAUGUAUGCUGCUUCUCGCAGCUCAGGAAAGUAGGAAGAUAUUUUGAGUCCCAAGAAGCUGACCAUGGUCCAAGUUUACGGAGAGGCCUUGCAGCGGCGCCACUAUGCGAGUCGAUGGUCUGCAGCGUUCUGCUUCAGGCUGGCCAGCCAUGUGGCCAUCCUGGUGCUGACGUUCAUCUUUGUGCAUUCCUCACAAGGUUUCUGGCUGAAGGAGUCCACUUUCACUGCGCAACCUGCCGUUCGUUUCACCCAUGACGCCCUUCUACUGCUUGAGGGAAAGGGUCCCGGUCAAGAAAUUUUUUGGAGCACGUUCCCCACGCUAAACAGCGCUCUAGCGAACAAGCUGGCCGCGGUCGAAGUGCGCGCGACCGAGACCGACUCGGACCACGACGGGAAUGCAGACGUGAUCGACGUCAGCGCGCGUGUCAGCGGCGCGGGGCCGGUGCACAGCGUCAAGCUGCUGCUGCAGUUCCGGUACCAGAUACAGGGGCGGAUACGCAUGCAGAUGCAGAGCCUAGCCUACAUCCACCAUGCGUCGCCCCUCCCUGGCUCAGAGUUACACGUCGACGGCGAACUGCGGCUGCGCCAGAGGCGGCCGCUUAGCUUCGACAACAACCGGGUGCUGUACGACGUCCCGGCGUUAGCUCCCGGGGGGCCGUCAGGGCAGAGCUUGGACAGCCGAAGCGUGCAAAUGCAGUCCAUACUGCGCGACUAUCUAGAUCGCAAUGAGACAACGGAAUUCGUCAGCUCGUAUGCCGUCUGGCAGGCCGGGUAUGGGACCGACUUCACGAUCUUCGAACGGAUACGGAUACCGCCGUUUGAGUCGGUGGCUUAUAUCCCGGGCUUAAUGGAGGUCCUCAAGUAUGCCUGGAUCCAGUUCCUGGCGGUCUGGAUCCUAUUGUUGUAUCUCCUGUCAUGGGUAGAGUACGUCACAUUCCGCUAUAGAGUCCUUGAAACACGGGUUGUUUCAGAUCUUCAAACUCAGAAGCAGCACCGGUUUUGAUGGGAAAACUGCGUCCAUAGCCUGCCU
This is a messenger RNA of Klebsormidium nitens, 1365 nucleotides long. Lineage: Eukaryota; Viridiplantae; Streptophyta; Klebsormidiophyceae; Klebsormidiales; Klebsormidiaceae. The record is from the annotation of a GenBank genome assembly.